AUGGACCUGCUGGCAAUCUUCUGUCACUUCCUGCUUUUAUGUUUUGAUCCAUCUGCGGCCACAAGCCUCAUCACAGCGGAUAUAUUCGAAGCCAGAGGUCAACGUGUGUGCAAGGCAGGAAAAGGGAAGCCGUGCUACAAGCUGGCCUAUUUCUCCGAGCUCCGGCGUAGGCUGAACUUCGUAGAUGCAGAGUUCGCCUGCAGACGGGACGGGGGGCAGCUGCUGAGCGUGGAGUCGGAGUCUGAGCAGAAGAUCAUAGAGCAGCUCAUCACAGAGCUCCGCCCAACUGAUGGAGAUUUCUGGAUCGGUCUCCGUCGUAACCAUGGAGACGAGAACAGCAGCUCAGACUGCUCCUCACAGUACUACUGGCUGGAUGGCAGCAAGUCCACAUAUAGGAACUGGCAUUGGGAUGAGCCAUCAUGUGGCUAUGAGGUGUGUGUGGUAAUGUAUCACCAACCGUCCGCUCCUCCUGGUCUGGGUGGGCUCUAUAUGUUCCAGUGGAAUGACGACAAUUGUGAAACCAAGAACAACUUCAUCUGUAAAUACACUGCAGAGAAGCCACAGGACCCGUCCCCGUCUCCCAACUCUACUCUAACAAAUGUGUUCCCCUCAUCCGUGCUGCCGUGGAAUCCAAAUGACCGCGACCAGGGCAGCAAUACAGCUCUGAAUCUGAUUUACAUCAUCAUUCCCACCAUCCCCCUGAUUCUGCUGUUACUGACAGCGAUCGGAGUCUGCUGCUUCAAACUGCUGGCCGCACGGAGAAGGAAACAACAGAAAUCAGAAGUAUGCCAGACGGACCCAAGCUUCUGCCCCAGCCCGGCUCCAACUGACGUCUACAACGUCAUUCGCUCCCAGAAGGAGGAUGACCUGGUUUCAACUCGCCCGCACACCAAAAACACCUCCUUUUUAUGCUCCUCCCCCGACACACCCACAGGUGACUACGACAACCUGGGGGGGCGGGACACAGAGAGCGGCUUUGUGACGCUUGCCAGCACAGAGAGCUGCUUCCUCAACUUUGACCUCAAUGACCUCAGCCUUGGGCGUCGCACCAACCGUGACUUCUACAACACCAGCUUGGGCCGCUCAGCAAAGAGGGAGUUGAGGGACUUGAAUGACAGCAGUCUGGGCUCCACUGGGCACAGAGAGUAUUAUGACAGGAGUCUAGGUCGUCGUACGACAAAGAGCGAGCAUUACGGCAGCAGCGUGUACGGGGACCAUGUGUUGUAUGAUGGCAGCAUCAGAGGAGGGAGCGACCUCUAUGAUCCCAAACUGAAGCCUGGAAGUCACACAGUGAAGGCUGACCUCUAUCAGACAUACAUCACAAACGGCAAGGAUGACACUUACCAGACCAGCCUGGGAACCUUUGGAAACCGAAAAUCCUACCAAGCAAACCUGGACAGCUACAGAAACGGCCUGAAUCUUGAUGCCGGAAGGAGAUACUACAAUGAACAAGAAUGGAUCAACAGAGAAAACUACUGA
Molecule: messenger RNA, 1479 nt
Organism: Epinephelus fuscoguttatus (brown-marbled grouper)
Lineage: Eukaryota; Metazoa; Chordata; Actinopteri; Perciformes; Serranidae
Gene: layna
Product: layilin a
Exons: 8
Coding region: 1-1479 (492 amino acids)
Molecular function (GO): hyaluronic acid binding
Source: RefSeq, a predicted model, not a curated record